AUGGCGCUACCACAGAAAAAAUUUUAUCGACAACGGGCGCAUUCUAACCCUAUUGCAGAUCAUUGUUUUGAAUAUCCAGCUCAUCCGGAUGAUUAUGACUGGUCAGAACUGUAUCCUGUGGUUAAAAAUCAAGAAUGGAAAGACAAAUGUGUAGAUUUUUUAGAUGUGGGUUGUGGAUAUGGUGGUCUAUUAGUGACAUUAUCCCCUUUAUUUCCUAAUAAUUUAAUACUGGGAUUAGAGAUACGAGUUAAAGUAUCUGAUUAUGUGAAUGAUAGAAUUCAAGCACUAAGAAUUCAACAUCCAGAAAAAUAUCAGAAUAUAGCGGUCUUGAGAACAAAUGCUAUGAAAUAUUUGCCAAAUUUUUUUUACAAAGGACAGUUGAAAAAAAUGUUCUUUUUAUAUCCGGAUCCACAUUUUAAGAAAGCUAAGCAUAAAUGGAGAAUAAUAAAUAAAUGGCUACUUUCCGAAUAUGCUUAUGUUCUUGCUGAGGAGGGUAUUGUCUAUACUAUAACAGAUGUGAAAGAUCUUCAUGAGUGGAUGGUAAACCAUUUUGUUGACCAUCCAUUAUUUGAGAAGAUACCUGAUGCAGAAUUGAAAUCUGAUAUAAUCGUUGACAAGCUAUAUGAAAGUACAGAGGAAGGGCAAAAAGUGACUAGAAAUAAUGGUGCAAAAUAUGUUGCAGUUUUCAAGAGAAUUUCUGAUGGCUGCAAAAACGAU
Messenger RNA from Iphiclides podalirius (scarce swallowtail), 717 nucleotides. The record is from the annotation of a GenBank genome assembly. NCBI's taxonomy places the organism in Eukaryota, Metazoa, Arthropoda, Insecta, Lepidoptera, Papilionidae.